Messenger RNA from Cercocebus atys (sooty mangabey), 1225 nucleotides. RefSeq names its product F-box protein 6 (gene FBXO6). Lineage: Eukaryota; Metazoa; Chordata; Mammalia; Primates; Cercopithecidae. Gene Ontology annotation, biological process: SCF-dependent proteasomal ubiquitin-dependent protein catabolic process; glycoprotein catabolic process. The coding region runs from base 164 to 1045 and encodes 293 amino acids. The record is from RefSeq and is a predicted model, not a curated record. The transcript has 6 exons. Gene Ontology annotation, cellular component: SCF ubiquitin ligase complex; cytoplasm; endoplasmic reticulum quality control compartment. Gene Ontology annotation, molecular function: ubiquitin protein ligase activity; protein binding.
CUAGUGCGGAGGUCCGCUGAGCUGCCUCGCGUUCAGGGAGUUUUGCCUUGCGGAGGAGGGGGGUGCAGGUGUGGGUGCUGAGCCGCCCGCCGCCUGGAGGGGGAGACUGAGCUUCAGGACACGCAGGCCGCAGCGAGGGCCCGGGCCCCAGGGACCUCAGGCCAUGGAUGCUCCCCACCCCAAGGCAGCCCUGGACAGCAUUAACGAGCUGCCCGAGAACAUCCUGCUGGAGCUGUUCACGCACGUGCCCGCCCGCCAGCUGCUGCUGAACUGCCGCCUGGUCUGCAGCCUCUGGCGGGAUCUCAUCGACCUCAUGACCCUCUGGAAGCGCAAGUGCCUGCGAGAGGGCUUCAUCACCGAGGACUGGGACCAGCCCGUGGCCGACUGGAAGAUCUUCUACUUCCUACGGAGCCUGCACAGGAACCUCCUGCGCAACCCGUGCGCUGAAGAGGAUAUGUUUGCAUGGCAAAUCGAUUUCAAUGGUGGGGACCGCUGGAAGGUGGAGAGCCUCCCUGGAGCCCACGGGACAGAUUUUCCUGACCCCAAAGUCAAGAAGUAUUUUGUCACAUCCUACGAAAUGUGCCUCAAGUCCCAGCUGGUGGACCUUGUAGCUGAGGGCUACUGGGAGGAGCUAUUGGACACAUUCCGGCCGGACAUCGUGGUUAAGGACUGGUUUGCUGCCAGAGCCGACUGUGGCUGCACCUACCAACUCAAGGUGCAGCUGACCUCAGCUGACUACUUCGUGUUGGCCUCCUUCGAGCCCCCACCUGUGACCAUCCAACAGUGGAACAAUGCUGCAUGGACAGAGGUCUCCUACACCUUCUCAGACUACCCCCGGGGUGUCCGCUACAUCCUCUUUCAGCACGGGGGCAGUGACACCCAGUACUGGGCAGGCUGGUAUGGGCCCCGAGUCACCAACAGCAGCAUCGUCGUCAGCCACAAGAGGACCAGGAACCAGGCCUCCUCCGAGGCUCAGCCUGGGAAGAAGCAUGGACAGGAGGAGGCUGCCCAAUCGCCCUACCAAGCUGUUCUCCAGAUUUUCUGACAGCUGUCCAUACUGUAUCCGGGUCAGCCAGAGGUUCCUCCAUGCAGGAGCUGAGCAUGGGGUGGGCAGUGAAGUCCCUGUACCAGCGACUCCUGCCCCGGUUCAACCCUACCAGCUUGUGGAAACUUACUGUCACAUAGCUCUGACGUUUUGUGUUAAUAAAUGUUUUCAGGCUGGGCA